Messenger RNA from Pocillopora verrucosa, 1719 nucleotides. RefSeq lists its product as uncharacterized. Gene Ontology annotation, molecular function: GTP binding. NCBI's taxonomy places the organism in Eukaryota, Metazoa, Cnidaria, Anthozoa, Scleractinia, Pocilloporidae. The record is from RefSeq and is a predicted model, not a curated record.
AUGAGUGCUAGCAAGGACAAAGAAGAAUCUUCACCUCGUCUUGCAGAGACCAUGCUUUAUACGUCAGAAGAACUUUCCUCCGGCUCUCCAUCGAUUUACCGCCUUCGCAUGAGAGACGAAAUGAGACGCGGAGAAGCAAUGAUUGCAAAACAAUCCAUCGGUAAACCUUACCGUAUCGGGCGCGGAGAAAUUGAGAAAGUGUUCAUGGUGGUAGGAGCAACAGGAGCUGGUAAGUCUACUUUGAUCAAUGGUAUGGUCAACUACGUUCUAGGUGUGCAAUGGAAUGAUGAAUUCCGCUUCAAGCUCAUCACAGAAGAGUCCAAAGCUUCACAAGCCCACAGCCAAACUCAGUACAUAACAGCAUACACAUUUUAUCCCAUGAAAGGCUCAGCAGUCCCCUUUGCAUUUACAAUAAUCGACACUCCUGGUUUUGGUGGAACGGAAGGACUAGAGAGAGACAAGAAGAUCACUGAACAGAUAAAAGAGUUCUUCUCCAUUGCCCCACCUGAUGGUAUAGAUCAUCUCGAUUGCAUUGGGUUUGUUGUCCCGUCUUCUCAGCCACGUCUUACUCCAACGCAGAAGUACAUAUUUGACUCAAUACUGUCCAUAUUUGGAAACGACGUUGCCAAAAACAUAUUCAUGAUGAUAACAUUUGCAGAUGGCCAGCGCCCUCCCGUCUUAGAGGCAAUCAAAGAAGCUAACAUCCCAGGCGGAGGUGAAAGGUUCUUUAAAUUCAACAAUUCAGCUCUUUUUGCAGAGAACAAAGACUCCGAUUUCGAUGAAAUGUUUUGGAAAAUGGGUCUCUCCUCGUUUAGGAAGUUCUUUGAAGAGUUCCCCAAGGUAGAAAGCGUCAGCCUGCGCCUUACUAAAGAAGUUUUACAAGAACGUGAAGAGCUCUACUGUUUGGUAGAAGGCCUAAAUGACCAAAUUACUCUUGGCCUAAACAAGAUUGAAGAGAUACGACAGGAGGAAAUCGUGCUCCAACAACGCGAGAAGGAGAUUCAAACAAAUAAAGAUUUCACCUACAGCAUUGAUGUCACGAAACCAGUCUACACCAGCCUAGAAGGAACUGGCCAACACACCACCACUUGCAUACCUUGUAACAAAACAUGCCACAAGGACUGCAAGAUUCCUGAUGAUGACAGAAAGCAGAGAUGUUGGGCCAUGGAUAAGUUGACGGGAGAAUGCAGGAUCUGCCCACGAAAAUGCCACUGGUCAGAGCACAAGAAUCGCCCAUACCUGAUCGAAUAUAAAACAGAAACUGAGACAAGAACAGUCGAGGACCUGAAAAAGAAAUACCACAGAGCCGUGAAAGAAAAGGCCACUUCUGAAAAAAUGAUGAAAUCGAUAGAAGAAUCUCUUCAGAAAGUGCACGAAGAAGUCCUCACCAUGAUCAAAAAAGCUCAACAAAGCCUUCGUCGCUUGGAUGAGAUUGCCCUCAAACCCAACCCUUUGACUCAAGUAGAUUACCUGGAGAUUCUAAUCGAAUCCGAGAAAGCAGAAGCCAAGUCUGGAUGGAAACAACGUGUGAAAUAUCUUGAAGUCGCCAAAGGUCAUGCCGAAACACUGUCUAAAGUAAAAGAUGAGAAAGAAAGCCAAAAUCUUAUCAAAAAGUUGUCCAGAGAUGUGGAUGUCCAGGAAGAGGAAAAGACAAGGGAUGCAAUGGAGAAAUUAUCCCUCAGUGGAGAAAAAUGGUACCAUCGCUUCAAGUUUUGGUAA